Molecule: messenger RNA, 531 nt
Organism: Anopheles nili
Lineage: Eukaryota; Metazoa; Arthropoda; Insecta; Diptera; Culicidae
Gene: Trs20
Product: probable trafficking protein particle complex subunit 2
Exons: 2
Coding region: 43-465 (140 amino acids)
Biological process (GO): endoplasmic reticulum to Golgi vesicle-mediated transport
Cellular component (GO): nucleus; cytoplasm; TRAPP complex
Source: RefSeq, a predicted model, not a curated record
UGGCUGUGUUUUCUCUGGAUUUUGGUCGGAAAGUUUGCGACCAUGAGCAGCAGCUAUUAUUUUGCCAUCGUUGGACACAAUGACAAUCCGAUAUUCGAAACGGAAUUCGUCACAGCAAAUAAGGAAGCCAAGAAAGAAGACCACCGGCAUCUGAACCAAUUCAUCGCCCACGCCGCACUCGAUCUGAUCGACGAGCACAAGUGGAAGACGAACAACACGUAUCUGAAAUCGAUCGACAAGUUCAACCAAUGGUUCGUGUCCGGGUUUGUCACGGCGAGCCACCUGCGCUUCGUGAUGGUGCACGAUAACCGCAACGAUGAGGGCAUCAAGAACUUCUUCAACGAGAUGUACGAAACGUACAUCAAAUACCUGAUGAACCCGUUCUACUCGCCGAACACGCCGAUCAAAUCGCAAGCGUUCGAAAAGAAAGCGCAACUGUACGGAAAAAAGUUUCUCGGGACGUAGCUGCCGGUUGGAAUCGCGCUGCAAAGCAUUCCGAUCCGACAUUAGCUGGUAAUGAAUAUGGGUGUU